Molecule: messenger RNA, 2523 nt
Organism: Megalobrama amblycephala (Wuchang bream)
Lineage: Eukaryota; Metazoa; Chordata; Actinopteri; Cypriniformes; Xenocyprididae
Gene: ciz1a
Product: cdkn1a interacting zinc finger protein 1a
Cellular component (GO): nucleus
Molecular function (GO): zinc ion binding; nucleic acid binding
Source: RefSeq, a predicted model, not a curated record
AUGGCGACUGACCGGCACCUGCUCGAGCUCUCCCCGGAUAAACAGCGAUCCCGCUUUCAGGACGUCUUAUUUCGGCUGACGCGGUGUGGUGAAUCUCCGAGCGAACCGUAUCGACGACCAGACGUCAGGAGGAUGUUCAACCCUCAUCAGCACCAGCAGCAGCAGCAGUUUCAGCAGCAUCUGCGUCAGCUACAGCAGCUGUUUCAGCAGCAGACGCCACCGCCGCCUCCUCCGCCACCGCCACCGCCGCAGCCUCAGCCCACCCAUCACAUCACACACCACCAUCAGGCCGCACGGCCUAUGGCCGUUCCUGCUCCAGCACCUCCAUCUGCCCGCAUGGUCAACCUCUGCUCAGCCACUCAGACCAUCAUCGCACCCAAUCCCAUGCUGCAAGGGGCUCUGCUCAUGCAACAGAUGCAGGGUGGUAUGCGUGGCUUUGCUAUGGGUGGGCAGCAGUUUCCUCAGUUCUUCACUCCCGGAUCCAGAGCGUCUCUCCUGGGGCCCGUUCCAAUGGGAGUGGCCAUCAAAACUCCACACAUGGGAUUCCCGCGACAUUUCACUCCACACGCGCGCUACUUCAGCAAUGAGUUUCAGGCACGUCAGCCAGAAAGGAAGAGGGAAAUUGAGCAGAAAUCAGCGGGGAGCGGCGACAGCCAAUCAGAAGCCAGCAGCAGCAGUAGCAGAGCAGAUGAAGCCGCCGCUGUGGCCGAUCCGGGAUGUCAGGAGUCUUCAGAGCAGCCCGAUGAACCGGCGGCCAAAAAACACAAAACUGACGAGUCAGAAGAGCCUGUGGAGACAGAAUCAGCUCAAAACACUGAAUACAAGAGCCCGGAUCCUGGAGACUGCACACUGCAGGAGGGAGGCAGCGUGGACGGGCCGCUCGCUGCUGAAGCCGAUGAACAGAGUCAAGUGGCCAAGCAGGUCGAUCAUACAGAAGCUCCAGAUAAAGACACGGAGCAGCAGAUCAGUGACAGUCCAGACGAUGCCACAAUCUCCGAUUCAGUCCCUGAGAUCAAGGAGACCAGCGGUCACGAGGAGGUCAAAGAUGGAGGACCAGAGACCUCCAGCAAGUUCUUCUGCUAUAUUUGCAACAUCACUUGCCAUAACCAGCAAAAUUUCCAGAGCCAUAUGAACGGACUGACGCACCAGCAGAAGAUGAUGGAGAUCCAGCACAUGAGUAACGCGUGUCUCGUCACGCUGCUGCCGCGAGUCCAGGAGUCCCUGCAAGGAGCUCGCAAAGACGGUGAGAAGAGACCAGGCCUGCAGAGAUGGUGCUCCACCUGCCAGACUCACUUCACCAGCAACGUCAUGGACCAUCGCAGAACCAGAGAGCACAAGCGCUGCAGUCACUCGUCCAGCACCAGCUGUACCGUCUGUAAGAUGCACUUCAGGACAGCCAGAGAGUUUGUGGAGCACAUGCAGUCGACGGAGCACAAGCAGCGGGUCGAGCAGCUGUGGAAGGAGUCGGGUAAAGGCGGCGCGGAUCAGCUGAACGCCGCCAUGUUACUGGGUGAAGAGGACGGUGAUUGCAGUGAUGACGAGAGGGAGGAAGAGGAAAACGGGAAGGAGGGUCUGGCUGCGCAGAUGGAGGUCACACUAGAAGAUCUGACUGAAGACGAGGAGUUUGACUCAGACACAGUGUAUGGCUCUAGUUUUGUGGUGCCUGUCGCUGGGUUUCUCUGUCGACUCUGCAAUCAGUUCUAUCACUUUGAGUCCUCGGCUCGACACACGCACUGCAAGACGCCCAAACACUUCGAGAACCUGAAGCGUUAUAAAGCCUUAAGGAAGCAUGAAGACUCUGGUUCAACCUCAGGAGAUCCAGCAGACCACAUCAGUCCAGAUGAAACCUCCGAGGGAGGAUCUCCGUUUACCUCAUCCGUGUCUCUCACCCCCAAACCAGCCCUCCAAACCUCACCGUCCAGCAGCAGUACCUCACUUCCCACCAUCAGCAUCAGCAGACUGAGCAGCAGCUCCAUCGUCCAGAACACCAGCAGCAGCGGACAGGACGACGACCUUGGGAGUGUGACGCUCCCACAGGAAGAGGCCGUCGCGGGAGAGCCGGAGGAAGAGGACGCUCCCGAGGGGAAGGGCGUCCGGGGCCGAGGCAGGACUCCUGCUAAGAGACGAGGAAGAGGAGGAAGACGACGCUGAGGGCUGAUGUCUAUCCUGAGAGACCGAGAACUUUAUCAGGCCCAGAGGACCGUAGUGAAACCACCCCGCCGUAGACAGUAUGUGUCUUUCCUGCAGUUCAGAAGGGUUUGUGCCACAAUUACAAGCCUCUAACCCUGUUUGUACAGUAGCUGUUUUCAUUGAGCGCAAGAACCUCAAGACGCCAUUACUGAACGAUUCGUGCUUCGGCUGAAGGGUGAAUCUCACCGACCCAUGAUCAUGUCCAGGUCAUUUCUCAGACCAAAACAAAUAUACACACACUACCGGUCAAAAGUUUGGAAACAUUACUAUUUUUAAUGUUUUUGAACAAAGUCUCUUACGCUCAUUAAGGCUGCAUUUAUUUAAUAAUAAAUA